Molecule: messenger RNA, 1083 nt
Organism: Anthonomus grandis grandis
Lineage: Eukaryota; Metazoa; Arthropoda; Insecta; Coleoptera; Curculionidae
Exons: 5
Coding region: 86-1036 (316 amino acids)
Molecular function (GO): protein binding
Source: RefSeq, a predicted model, not a curated record
UUUUUUGUAUCAAUGUCAAACUAUAUAAAGCCAUCAUAAAACACACAAUUAUUUAAUUUUAAAACUGAAAUUUAAAACAUAAAGCAUGUCUAAAGGAUACGAAUUAUUUAUCUGCGCAUUAGUUCUACUAGGAACUUUUCUGGUGUCAGCCAAUGGUACUUGCAUUCCUGGACAAGUUCAAAAUAUACAACUUUUACCCAAUUUUACUCUAACAUGGAAUGCAGCACUAAAUCCAAACAAUUGUAAAAUUACCAAAUAUUACGUCAAUAUAUUUGACACUGUUGAUGAAAGCGACUUGCAAUAUGAGGUUGCGAAUACGUUAAGUCUGGAUGUGUCCUUCCUAGAUAGUUGCACGUAUUAUGGAUUUGAAGUUCACGCUUUUACAAAUGAAUCGGAUCUUGGACCCUCUUAUAGAGAGUUUGCUAAAACUUCCCUUCCUGCUGAGGCAAAUCUUAAUAUCAGCGAUUUGAAUACAGUAACAGUGAGCCAGGCGUCUAUCCAAAUAGACUGGAAACUAGGUUCCCCCAAGCUAGAUAAAUGCAUUUCCUAUUAUAGAGUUUCUUAUUGGGAUGAAACAAAUCAUACCACAACUACCUACGUCAAUACAAAGCAAUUUUUAGUGUCAGGAAAUAUUCCUGCUUGCAUGAACUAUACCUUCCAAGUCAGCGCUAUUAUCACUGAUUCAAAUCUUCAAGGACCUAUUUUUCAGUUAUCUAAUGUGGCAUUUACUGAAGUGCCGACAGAACCAAAUUUAUUUUCUGUACUGACAACGAAUAGUUCAGCACAAAUGGUGUGGCAGCUAGAACCAUAUGCAGCCAAUCGUUGCAAUAUGCUAUAUCUUAAUGCAACAACAGCAGGGGUUCCAGCCAAUGAUUCCUAUAUAACGGUUCCAAUAACAGACAAUGAAAGCAGACCCAAUGUUAUAUUGAAUAUUACAGGACUUCAGCCCAAUACUAAUUACCUAAGCGAAGUCAGCGUUGUGAAUAUUGGUGGGGCAUCCAAUAAUGUUAGUGUAACUUUCCAAACUAAUAAAUAGUUUUUCUUAUUUUUUUUCAUGUUCUAUAAAUAUAUGUUUAACAUGAC